Notodromas monacha is the source of this 5958-nucleotide messenger RNA. The record is from the annotation of a GenBank genome assembly. NCBI's taxonomy places the organism in Eukaryota, Metazoa, Arthropoda, Ostracoda, Podocopida, Cyprididae.
AUGGCGAGGAAGUGCGUGUAUGGCCUCGAUGAGAGUGAAAUCAGUGUACUGCUGUCGGAGAUCGAAAAUUUCCUGGUGCACAAUGAAGGCAAGCAGACGGACAAGGCCGCUGCGCUUACACAACUAGCAGUGCAGCUCGAGGCUCGAGGCGUCUUCGAGUCGGUCCGAUCGCAAGCUUUUCUGCGUGACCAAGAUAAAGCCAAGUCAUCUGUUGCUUAUGUAUUCGAUGAAUUAAAAAUGUUGGCUGCUGGCUUAGCAUCCAAAAAAGCUUCAGCCGAAUCAAAGGCGAAGAUUGCGUCAGACGAAGAAUCAAAAGCCGACAAGUCAGUACAGCAAAUCGUGUCGGCCCACGAGACCUUCGCUUCGACUUCUAGAGACACCCAAACUGUGAAUGUGAGAAAAAUGACCUCCGUUACCACCAAGACUUCAGAAGACAAAGCGACGUCUUCAAUUCCCACUGGAUGCCAUGAAGAAACCCUCAGCUUGAAGAAGCCAACGGCUUCAGACGGUAAAUCAUCGACAUUGCCAGAGCAACCGCGGAAACCCCAAUUCACCCUUCCGCUGCAUGACGCAAUGCUCGAUGAAGGUUCAAAAUUCGUUUUCGAGUGCCGUGUCGUCGGCUCACCACCACCGGCUGUGACUUGGUUCAAGGAUGGAAUGAGCAUCGAUAACAAUCCUGAUUAUCAGACAAGCUGUAAUUAUGGAAUCUGCUCGCUCACAAUUGAUGAGACUUUCACGGAAGAUUCCGCGAAAUUCACCUGCAAAGCCGAAAAUAUUGCAGGAGUCGCUGAAACGUCAGCAUGCCUUGUUGUCAAAGAGGCCAGACGAGUUGAAGACCUCGUCCCGGCCCAGUUUACGUGCGAACUUCAAUCUCAACACGUGAAAGAAGGCGAAGCCUGUCAAUUCGCGUGUUUUGUGGAAGGCAAUCCACUACCUGUCGUUCAGUGGUUCAAGGACAAUGUCAACAUUGACAACUCUCCCGACUACAUCAUUACCUAUAACAAUGGCAACUGUAUUCUACGUUUGGAGGAAGUACUUCCUGAGGAUCAAGCUACGUACACAUGUCGUGCCUCCAAUCCUAUGGGUUCUUCCGAGUCAGCAGCAGCACUGAGGGUAGAUGCUCUGAAGCCCGUUGAGCCGCCCAGUUUCAUCAGCCCACUCACGAAUGUGGUCACACGAGCUGGAAAAAAACUUUGUCUCGAAUGCUCAGUGCAAGGGACGCAACCCAUGAUCCUGUCAUGGCUUCAUAAUGGGCGAGAAGUUAGAGAUGGUCGUGACGCUCUUCUUGUUCUCGACGAGAGCACUGCAUCUCUGACGAUUGCCGAAGCUUAUCCAAAGGAUGGUGGCUCGUAUUCUGUGAUUGUCAAGAACAAGGGAGGCGAGGCCGCCAGCUCCUGCAAUGUUUCCGUCAAAGGUCGUCUUCCUGUAGAAACUUCGGAUUCGGAAGUAGCAGGAAGCGACACGGAGACAACUAAACCCUCGGUAAAGAUUCCGCUGACAAACGCAGUCGUCCGCGACGGCAGCCGCGUUUCCUUGGAGUGUGCGUUUGUAGGACAUCCGGAGCCUCAGAUUGCGUGGUAUCGAGAUGAGACCCUGCUUCUAGACUCAGCCGAGUCUCGCACGUUGUACGAUGGGGACAGGUGUAUUUUGGUGCUUUCGCAAUGUUCUGAGAAAGAUACCGGGCAUUACAAGGCCAUAGCGAAAAACAUCGCCGGUCAGGCUUUCACUAUGUGUCAUCUCGGCGUGUCAGUUCCUGCGGAUGAAAAAAAUCAAGCCAGUAAUUCAGCCCAAAUUACGAAAGAACCCCCGAAGUUCGUCGAUGUGCUGACUGAUGUUAAAAUAGCUACUGGGUCAAUGCUGCGCCUGGAAGGCAGGGUUACCGGAAACCCGCAUCCGGUGGUUUCUUGGUUUCGGGACGGAAAAGAGCUUCACCCAUCGACACGCGUCCAGUACACGUUUGACUCCAAUGGGAAAAUCGCACUGUCGAUUCAUGACGUCAGCGAAGACGACAGCGGUGUUUACGUCGUCAAAGUUUCGAAUCCCGUGGGAGACGCGCGAUGCACGUCCUAUGUCAAUGUUGUUUCUACUUCAAUGACAGCUUCGACUGAUAGCGUCAUCCUCGAACAACAAAUGAUAGGUGAACCACCUCGUUUCACUAAAAUAUUCACCGAUCAGCACGUACAGAAGAAUGAGGACUUGGAAGUGACCUGCGCUGUGGAGGGAAUUCCUUCUCCGGAAGUGACUUUGCAACUGAGCGGCAAGCAAGUAGCCACCAUUCCGAAUAUUGGAUUGUCUCAAGACGGAAAUUCGUACACGAUGAAAAUUCCAAAUUUCACGAAAGAGUUUUGUGGGGACCUUUUAUGCAUAGCUAGCAAUGCAUACGGCCGUGCCACAUGCGUAGCUAAACUCGCCCUGAUUCCGGAACCACCUCAGAUUCUGGAUUAUCCGGAAGCACCUCCAGAAGCAACAUGGACAAGUACAAUUCAGUUCAGUUCGACCCCUUCAGAGAAACCGAAGGACGAAAGUGAACUGAUAUCGUACAGAGAAAUCAUGAUUGGGGGUGCUCCUAGAAAGGAAACAUUGCCGGUCCCAGAAAUUGAAACCGAACCUCCGAAGUUUGUCGUCCCUUUGAAAGCUGUGUCCGCGAUUGACGGGGAACAAGUGGUUCUCGAAGGACAAGUGGAAGUCCGAGAAAGUUUGGAAGUACCCAGCCAUAUAUUGAGCCCAAUCUUGUUGAUGAAAAUUCGAUUGCGUUGUGGUUUGUUAGGAGUUCCAGAACCGCGCAUCGAAUGGUAUAAGAAUGGAAAGGAAGUCAUUCUGCGCAACGACAUGCAGAUUUCUUACGAUGGAGGAAAAAUUAGACUCAUAAUUCAAAAAGCUACUCCUCAAGACUCUGGAAAGUACUGCUGCACAGCGUGCAACAUCGCUGGUUCAGCUAACAGCACCGCCGAUUUGAAUGUGCGAGAACCGCAAAUUCAUCCUCAGUUCAUCAGUCCUUUGCAAUCAAAGAUACUCAAAUGCGGGGAAAGACUCGUGCUAUCUGUGGAUAUUAUCGGUUCUCCUACACCGCAAAUUUCCUGGUACUUGAAUAACGUUCUCUUGAAUCCGUCUGCGAACCAUCGGGAAUUCCGCAUAGAAGGGAAGACCCACAUCCUAACCGUUCCCAAAGUGUCUCUGAUCGACGCCGGUUGCUACGAAAUUCGAGCGAAAAAUGCCGUAGGCGAGGCGCACUCCGUUGCUACCGUCGAAAUUCAAAAAGUGAUUCAGCCAACGGUCUUGAAACCUCAGCCAAAUAGCCCAGAAAAGUCUCCGAAAAUGUCGCGGUCGACAGCAAAAUUCAUGACCAUUGACGGAAGCUUCGAGAAAGAGGAAUGGGCAAAAAGCACUCACACUAAAUUGCAUCGCACCGAGCUUCGCGUAGCUAGUCCGGUGGUGGUACUUCCUCGUUUCUCAUUGCACGGUGAGCGACAGAGGGUUCAAGCCUCAGAUUUCUCUCAAGACGCGGCGUACACAUCCGACCCAGAGCAUUCCGACCGUCGCAGCAAGUCCAUCCGACGACGGGCCGAAGCCGAGUUCAUCACGAAAACGCUCACCAGAUUCACCUGCGCCUCAGACAGCGAAGGCGAGCAGAGAAACACGCAACCCUGCUUGCAUCCAGGAAAAUUUACCCCAAUGUCCUCUGCCGAGAAACCACUGCGAUUCAAGUGGCAACCAGCUGCCGACCGCCGAGCAGCAUCCGACGGGGAAGAAGCGUCUAUCCCACAGGGUCCCGCGUGGAUAGCUCGCACCGUAUCGCACUCAAUGACUCAACUCACGCCUGACGGCAUCGAACUCGGGUUCACGCCGCACACGAAUAACCUUCGGCGCACGGAAUCGAAGUUCCACUCCACGACUUCAGUACCGGCGCCGACUCAGGUAUCCAGCUUCAUUAAAGGCGACAGCAGUAACGAAGUACCGAUCACUCGUCAACCCAAGCAAGCGAAACGUUCGAAUAGCGUUAAGGAGCUCAGGGAAAUCCUGGCACGUCAAGCUUCGGAAGAAAGACAUCACGGGAAGCUGAAACUUGCCCCGGAGCAAAUUCCAGGCGCCGUGAGACUACUACCGCCAUCGAUAGUUCCACAGAGUCAACGCAAAUUACCUGAGCAGGCACCUUUCCGCCCACAGCCUGACCCCUUGACAAAGCUGCAGGAAUUCAAAAAAUACGAGCCACUAUCCAUCAAAUCUAGUUUGACUCCGGAACCCAUGAGUACGGACAAUGAAAUGGAAGAGCACAAAAAGUGGAAACCAGCGCAUAGGAAAGUGUCUCUGUCGCUGCCUCGCCCGAAAAAGUUCAUACCGCGUGCGUCGUCGAGCGAUGGAGGUUAUACCUCGGGAGAGGAAAAAUAUUCCGGCAAAGCGGCCACAAAAUGGAUGCAUUCAGCCUACGACAGUGAUGCUGAUGACAAGCACUUCCGACCUGUUCGUCCGAGAUUAUCUUCAGCUUGCGAAAAAACUGCUUCUUGUACACAGCGAACUACUAGCACCACUGCGCCACACGUCGAGCAAUAUCGAUCACCAUUUUCUAGCGAGGUUGCUGAUUUCACUGGAUCAGCCUCGAGUGGAAUCGAAGAUUUCCCGCAGACUUCAAAGAAACGUUGGAUUUCGUCCGAAGGCGGGGAAAUAUUUGAUGGAAAACGAGAAAGGAAAUUAUCCGUCCAAGAAAUCACUGCAAAAUUAGAAGCUUUAAGUUCCUCCCCGAAAAUUCCCGAAAAAUCUGACCGUCCCAGCUUCGUGACACAAAAACCAAAAUGGUUCAAACCAAUUAAGGCACCUGCUUCAGAUGAACAGCCCUGGCCUCAUCCUCCCACAGAAAGUCUGACUGUUGCAUCGUAUAUAAAAAGUGCUGCGGAAAAGAAACUAGGCGCACCUCAACUUCAGCCGACGACAGCCGUGAUUUCGGACUCGGUGAUACACGUCGAUAAAAACGCGGUAUGGGAACACGGCACGACCUCGUAUCAUCAUCAGAGCGACGGCGUUGAACAUGUAGAAUCGAAACGAUUCGGAAGCACAGCCUCUGGGAUAGGAUUCAUCCUCGCUCCUGAGCCUCCACCGGAAAUCGGCUACAUGCCAAGGCUGCGACGAGGACCCGAAGAGAGACCCGAAUACUGCUCAGUGGACCCCAGGAGCUCAAGUGACGACGUUCCCGACACUGAGAGUCCGUAUCGCCUUCACGCAAGGGACCAGAAUGAGAAAAUGACGCACGAUGACAGCUCUAGCAUGAAAACAACUUUUCUUCCGCAAAUUCCUGCUGCUGUCGCCGAGGAGAAAAUUCCGGAAAUCAAAGUCCCGCCACAGUCUAUCGAUAUUUUGGAUAAUAAGGAACCGAAAACUGACACCGUUUCAGCAGAUGCGUCGGAUUACGGCAUAAUUUACUUCAAAUACGACAUCGGUUAUGAAUUUGGUUUAGUGAAACCGAAUGAGGACGGGUCAAAAGAAGGAAUCGAUCAUCAGCGACGUGACGAUCAGUCCAUGGCACCGAAGUUUGUCAAGAAUCUUCCAGAAGAAAUGAUGGUUAAACCAGGGGCACCAGCGGUACUCGAAUGCACCAUCCAGUGUCCCCCAGAACCGAGUAGCAUUAUUUGGUAUAGGAAUGAACACGCUGUCAAAUGUUCGCCUGACCAUGAGAUCAAGUUUGCUGAUGGAAUCUGUACACUGCAAAUCCCCCAAGUUUACCCAGCGGGCAUCUGGCUUCGAGCCAAGAUGACUCCGCCGCGUUCCUCUGAAUUCGCGACCGACGACGAAUUUUUUGCAUCAACUGUUGAGCCGUGCUGCAUAACGGAAAACAGAACAAACGCAAAUGAGACUGACUCGGAUUUUCGACAAGCUACUACAGCGGCGACAUUUGCUGGAAAGUCUCGCGAAACACGCCGCGGCGAUGCAGGCACGAAAUCUCCGAAGUCACUGCUGCCAAUCCUUUGA